Messenger RNA from Caenorhabditis remanei, 1707 nucleotides. RefSeq lists its product as uncharacterized. NCBI's taxonomy places the organism in Eukaryota, Metazoa, Nematoda, Chromadorea, Rhabditida, Rhabditidae. Gene Ontology annotation, biological process: tRNA methylation. The transcript is spliced from 9 exons. The coding region runs from base 1 to 1707 and encodes 568 amino acids. The record is from RefSeq and is a predicted model, not a curated record. Gene Ontology annotation, molecular function: tRNA (uridine) methyltransferase activity.
AUGUCAUUCGAAGGUACAACAACAUGGCAAGUCAUUGUCGAGGAAACUGCCGAAUACAAAGAAAACAUUGAUGAGAAAGCAUAUUUCGAUAAAAUAAUUUGUUUGUGGAAGGAAUAUCCUAAUGCAAUCAGUAACAGAAUAACAACUUCGGUUCUUAUCGAUGAAGACACUGAUGCUUGGAAAGAAGUAAUAUCAGUCUUCAAUUCGAAAUACAAGUUUGACCCAAGUAAUCGUAGUGAAAUAACUAUUUCGAAGUUCAUCCGAAAAGUUCGUCCCAGCAAUACUCAAAACUUCUCGGAAAAUGCAUAUGAAUUAUCUUUUUAUGAAGAAGAAUUCCUCGUUCGUUUCUACCCAGUCGUGCUUGAUGACAAAGAACAUCCACACUUCGCAAGCCCAUAUUCAAUAGCUUGCAGAGUUCCAUCUGAAAAUUCUUUGACUCUUCAAAUUCUCAAACCUUCAAAUGCUCCAGAUGAGAAUUACGAAUUUUUGAGAAAUUCAGCAUUCAAACAAGUGUUCACCUGGAUGAAAGGAAUCGACCUGUCGAAAACAUCUCGCAAAACGAAUUCGCUGAUUGACAAAGAAUCGUAUGCUCGCACUUAUCAACAAAUUCGAGAAGAUUAUGGACGAGGACUGAUUCAAGGAUGGACUGAGAACUCUAAUCCACACAAAGUGAUUUUUGAGGAUUGUGGAAUCGCAGCUUACAUUACUGAGCUCAUCAAUCGUUGUCUCCUUCCAAAACCGAAAAAAUUCGUUGAUAUUGGUUGUGGAAAUGGAGUACUCGUUCAUCUUCUCAACAAGAUUGGUUUGAACGGAUACGGCGUCGACGUUCGUCAACGUAAAAUCUGGAAGACAACAUUAAAAGAUGUGGAUUUGCGAGAAUCAACUGUUGAGCCACAAUUCAUCGUGGAAAAUCAGCCACAUUUUGAUGCCGAUGUCGAUUUGCUCAUUGGAAAUCACAGUGACGAGUUAACGCCGUGGAUUCCAGUCAUGGCAGCAAAACUCAACUGUAAUUUCUUCUUAAUACCAUGCUGUCCAUUCGAUUUCUUCGGGAAGUUCUCAAAUACUGGAAGUUAUUUGGGACCGAAAAGAAUGACUUCUCAAUACGAAUCAUUCUUCGAAUGGACCGUUUCUGUUGCAGAUCGGCUCGGUUUCGAUGUGAAACUCGACCGGUUGGCUAUUCCAAGCACGAAAAGACUGUGCAUUGUUGGCCGUGUUCCAGAACGAGGUCUCUGUCCGAAUCUCGAUACAACCAUCCAGAAGAUGACGCAGGGACAAAAAUUCGUUGCAAGACCAAGAGAGAUCAAAAAUAAUAACUGCAUGCACCUCUCUGUGUCAGAUCGGGAAAGGAUAGCAAAGAAAUUGUUUGAUUACAUUCUGAAAUCGUCGGAUGAAGUGAGAGACGGCUGGAGAUGCGGAGGCGAAGUGCCAUUGGCUCAAUUGGCUGGAAUUCUCAGUGACGAAGACAAGAAAUUGAUGAAAGAUCAAGACGGAGGACUCCAAACAUUUUUGCGAAACCACCAUCAAAUUUUUCACGUCUUCAAAGCAGCCGCUCGUCUUCGUGAUUUCCGUCAACCAAUCGUCAAGAAGCAACGCCCGGGAUGGACGCAGCCAAAACAAACACCAAAGAUGAAAUCCCCGUGUUGGAUGUCUUUGAAUCAUCCGGAUGGUUGUCCAGUUGGACCAGAAGCUUGUCGUUACGAGCAUUAA